Molecule: messenger RNA, 435 nt
Organism: Porites lobata
Lineage: Eukaryota; Metazoa; Cnidaria; Anthozoa; Scleractinia; Poritidae
Source: the annotation of a GenBank genome assembly
AUGGAGACUGCUCCCAUGGCUGGGAAAUCCUGGCAACCUAGCCAUGAGCCCCCACGCGGCAAGAAAGCGGGCAUCAGUUACGCUGAGAACAUCAGUGGAAAAGAGGAGGGAAGGGGUGGAAGAUGAAACCACAUAAACUGAGUCCCCACAUUUGUGAUACGCCCAUGCUGAAUAAAUCACACUAAAAGUUGCUGAACACCCCAAAAUGGCGGAACACUAAUGAACGAGACCAUGCUGGGAUGCACACUGGUCCCAGAGCAUGAUGGAUCUUGGGUCAUGCGCAUCUCGCACACACCGCUGGCCAGCAAAGUGAAACAAGUACUCCUUGUUAACUCCAUUAAAUUGCAUUUAACUGCAUUUAACAACUGCUUUGCAAAGUGGAGGUUGGGUGCCUGUGAUGCCCAGGAGCUUCCACUACUGGCAGCCAGCUCCUAG